Messenger RNA from Coccinella septempunctata (seven-spotted ladybird), 804 nucleotides. RefSeq lists its product as uncharacterized. The record is from RefSeq and is a predicted model, not a curated record. The transcript is spliced from 2 exons. Lineage: Eukaryota; Metazoa; Arthropoda; Insecta; Coleoptera; Coccinellidae. Bases 140 to 607 code for a protein of 155 amino acids.
UUUUCCACAACAUAUGAUGAAAUUCGAUGAUUUCUUUCCAUAUUGAAAGCAACUAGUUCCGUGAAAAGUGUAACGUGGAAUCUGUUUUAUUCAACUUCCCUUUUUAUUUUACGACACUUUAAAUUCGAAAUUUUAUAAAAUGUGUCAGAGUACACCACAACCUGAAGAAUUGGAACCGCCACUACAUCCAAUAAAUCAGCCAGUAUUGGAGCAAAUAGAAGUCCCUCAAAUGGAGGUUGAAAAUUCGGAUGUUAUAGAAGAUGACGAAUUACCGGAAUUCAAAAGCAAGUUAUGGUACUUAUACGAUAUAGGAAAUUUCUUUUUCCUGAUAUACGUAUCAAGCUGUUUUCAAUUCUCAUUUGUUCAGUUCGUUACAGUUCUUGCAGACCUUGUGAAUGAUCAUUCAAAUAUCCAUCUCAUGCCAAAUAAUUGGAAAUUAUUGAAAUUAAUUUAUUUGUUUAUGAUAAUGAUUAUUUGUUUCUCCUGGAUACACGCACAAUUGUUAUUUUUCACUCUAGUCAGAUAUGUUCAGAUUUUCCAUAUACAUUAUACUUUAAGUAGAAUAUUUGGUCGAAGAGCAAAUGAACAAGAAGUAGGAGAACCUUGAUGUUUCAAUUGAUUCGUUUCAUAUCUCAAUAAUAUUCAGGACUUUUAUGUAACAUGUAGAUGUUUAUUUUAAGAGAUGUUUUUACUCAAUUGAUAUUGUCAGUAUCUGUGAUAUUUACAGAAGACGUGUUGGAAUUUUGAAACUUAUUUCUCUAUUUUAUCGAGAAUAUUUUCAAUAAACACGAUGUUCUUGUUUUU